CGGGUGGGGGCCGUUGGGCAGCGCCCCCGCGGCGCGCGGGUGGGUGAGGGCAACCGGCGGCUGUGGCGGCUGUGGAGAAAUGAAAAUUUAGAAAGGGAUUUGCCAAAUAAAGAAGAUGGGAGCAAAUAGCAGCAGCAUCAGUGAGCUUCCAGAAAAUGAGUACUUAAAAAAAUUAUCGGGAGCAGAGCCCAUCUCCGAGAAUGAUCCGUUCUGGAAUCAGCUGCUGUCUUUUAGCUUUACCACUCCAACAAACAGUGCUGACUUAAAGCUCUUGGAAGAAGCCACAAUCUCAGUCUGCAAGUCUUUAGUUGAGAAGAAUCCUCGAACAGGAAACCUUGGGUCAUUGAUUAAAGUCUUUCUUUCUAGAACCAAAGAGUUAAAAAUUUCAGCAGAAUGUCAGAAUCACCUCUUUAUUUGGCAGGCUCACAAUGCACUGUUUAUUAUUUGCUGUUUGCUGAAAGUAUUCAUCAGUCGAAUGUCAGAAGAGGAGCUGCAACUUCAUUUUACUUAUGAAGACAAAGCACCAGGCUCAUACGGAACAGAGUGUGAAGACCUCAUAGAAGAGUUGCUGUGUUGCCUCAUCCAGCUCAUUGUUGAAAUUCCCCUCUUAGAUAUUACAUACAGCAUUUCCUUGGAAGCUGUGACAACUCUCAUUGUCUUCCUCUCCUGCCAAUUAUUCCACAAAGAAAUUCUGCGAGAGAGCAUCAUUCACAAAUACCUGAUGCAUGGUCGAUGUCUCCCAUAUACCAGCAGACUUGUGAAAACUUUACUAUAUAAUUUCAUUAGACAAGAAAGAAGCCCUCCUCCAGGGACCCAUGUCUUUCAGCAGCAAACAGAUGGAGGAGGACUGCUUUACGGAAUUGCAUCUGGGGUGGCAACUGGCCUGUGGACAGUCUUCACGCUAGGUGGGGUGGGGAGUAAAGCAACGCCACAGCUGGAGCAGUGCUCCCCUCUCGCGAACCAGAGUCUGCUGCUUCUGCUGGUCUUGGCUAAUCUGACCGAUGCUCCAGAUAUGCCGAAUCCCUACAGGCAGGCUAUUAUGUCCUUCAAGAACACACAAGAUAGCACUGCCUUUUCAUCGUCAAAUCCACACGCUUUCCAGAUUAAUUUUAACAGUUUAUACACAGCUUUGUGUGAGCAGCAGAAAUCGGAUCAAGCGACUCUUCUUUUAUAUAUGCUUCUGCAUCAAAACGGCAACGUACGGACGUAUGUGUUGGCACGAACGGACAUAGAAAAUCUUGUUCUGCCAAUUCUUGAAAUUCUCUAUCAUGUUGAAGAAAGGAAUUCACACCAUGUUUAUAUGGCUCUUAUCAUUUUGCUGAUCCUUACAGAGGAUGAUGGCUUCAACCGAUCCAUUCAUGAAGUGAUAUUGAAAAAUAUCACUUGGUAUGCUGAGCGUGUCUUAACAGAGAUCUCACUUGGGAGUCUCCUGAUACUAGUUGUGAUAAGAACCAUCCAGUACAACAUGACACGGACAAGGGACAAAUACCUUCAUACAAAUUGUCUGGCAGCCUUAGCAAAUAUGUCAGCACAGUUCCGCUCACUUCAUCAGUAUGCUGCUCAGAGGAUCAUCAGUUUAUUUUCUUUGUUGUCUAAAAAACACAACAAAGUGCUGGAGCAAGCCACGCAGUCCUUAAGAGGUUCCCUCGGUUCAAAUGACUCUCCGCUUCCUGAUUAUGCGCAAGACCUGAAUGUGAUCGAGGAAGUAAUCCGAAUGAUGUUGGAGAUCAUCAACUCCUGCCUGACAAAUUCUCUUCAUCACAACCCAAACUUGGUGUAUGCGCUGCUUUACAAGCGGGAUCUGUUUGAGCAGUUUCGAACUCACCCUUCCUUCCAGGACAUAAUGCAAAAUAUAGAUCUGGUGAUCAGCUUUUUCAGCUCCCGAUUAGAGCAAGCUGGAGCUGAGCUGUCAGUGGAGCGAGUUCUGGAAAUCAUCAAGCAAGGAGCUGUUGCGUUGCCCAAAGACAGGCUAAGAAAGUUCCCUGAGCUGAAGUUCAAGUAUGUGGAGGAGGAGCAGCCUGAGGAGUUCUUCAUCCCUUACGUUUGGUCCUUGGUCUACAACUCCGCGGUGGCCCUGUACUGGAACCCGCAUGACAUCCAGCUCUUCACUAUGGACUCCGGCUGAAGGAGAUGCCCCAGUCAAGCCAACACAACGCUGUCUUACAGAAAACGAAACUCUGCACCGCGUGUUAAUACGUGACCCCUUCCAGCGUGCACCCUCUGACCCCAAAGCUUACAGAGAAUGAAGCUUGCCGCUAGUGUACAGUCCAACAUCAAUGUUUUGGAAGCAGAUUGCCACCGUCACGCUGGCAACAGACUGUGGUGUGAGGAACUGAUGGCUUGUAGGCAACCUUGUAUUCAUAGUCCUAUAACCUAGAGCUUGUUUGAUGAAAAUGAGGCCUUACACAUGGGGUGUGAUGUUACUACCAACCACAAACCCGAUUGUUCUUUUAAUUUAACGGGGUAAAUAAGGAAAGAGUUUGUGAACUUUGAUUUGGAAGCAGCAUUUGUAUUUUCGUUUCUUUAAAGCGAGGCAGCUUCGUUGGGACAAGCUUUCUAUGGUCUAUUGGAUUCUGCCAUGGGUUGCUCGUUACCUAAUCCCGUGCUUUCACUCACAGCCCUUUAUUUCGGUGGCACUGUCAAGGCUGCAGUCGUUAAAUUGGUGUCUACACUGUCAUCCGAGUGAACUAAGCAAGCAGCAUACUAAUCAGAUUAGCUCCCAGGCAGAUUCAAAACACUUGAUUUAGAUGUCAGAAUGUUUGUGGGAGGAUUUUCAAUAGCAAGUCUUUUUUUGUUGUUGUUUGACUGGCAAAUACUCUAUAGAGGGCUAGAAACACCAGCUUUCAGAGUCAGGUCCCUUACAGACUUGUUUUACUGUGCUUCUGUGCAAAAGUUGUUCCUGGAAAUUGAACGUGUGGGAAAAAAAAAUCUCCAAAGAAAAUAGUUAUAAGAUUGUAAAAUAGACCAAUGUCCUGUAAAACUGUGUGUAAUGGUGACAGUGUGUCCUGGGGAUCCUUGGCAAAGUUCUGUGUUGAAAAUCCCCUGUUUGCUAUUAAAGGUUUUAUGGCAGAAGUAUAAAUUUAUCUGAAUGUAGAAUACUUCUCUUUUAUGUUGGUUUAAAGUGUCCUUUCCUGAUAUACCUGUUUCUGCAGUUGGAAGAACAAAAGAAGUGGCUUGACCUGAUUUUGAAAGAACAUCUCAUUUUUCAAAAUGAGGAUCAUUUCUUCUCUGGGGAGGCUCCUGAUGGUGCCUGUUGCACAUGCGUGCAAACACUCUAAUCCCAUGUGCUGCUAUGUGAAGGACUGUCACCAGUUCAUUGCAUGCCAAAACAUAAAUAUCAAGGAAUUACUUCCUAAACAUACAUGGCAACCCCCUGUAUCCGCUGCCUGCUCCAGCAUGUUCUUUCUAUUGACCUGAAGAAUGGGGUGCAUUUGCUUUCAGACAGUCCUUCGAGCGGCUUUAAAUAGAAUUUCUUGCACCGCCCUUUUUUUAUUUUCCCCUGAAGGAUGCACUAGGUUUGUACUUUCCUUUUAUCUGCUUGUUUAGAGGUGGAAGUCCAUUUGAGUCCUACACAAAUGGAAAUGCUGGCUUAAAAAAAAGAAAAAAAUAAAAGCUUUCCAAAUUUAUUUAAAUAUAGCUACAAAGCGGCAUAUACAGCCCAGGAGCAUUUAAGACUUUAAAAUGGCAGAAGCUUUUGAGAAAUGGCAAUAGUAAGACUGGAGAUGCAGUUUUUCUUAGGAAAAUAUGAGAAAUGAAUGAACCAUGACUGAGCUGCACGUAAGUUCAUGCUGUGUUUUGGAUUUAUGGUGGGGUUUUUUUGUCUUUGAGCAAACGUCAAAGGGGAAUAACUGUUCUUGGUUCUUGUAGUGAUUCGUAAUUUUGUCUUUAUUAAAAGACUUAAGAGUGUUUGUGAGUCAGCAUGGCUGCCCAGCCUUUGGAAAGGUCAGUCCGAAGAUGCACUUUUAAACGGUGAAUUCUGAAGCUACUGGGAUGGCUCGGUUUUCAUCUGUCUUAACCGCCCGUGAGCACCUGAACCUGCCCCAAGGUGAGCACCCUCCACCCCGCUGCCUGCAGCAGAAGCGGAGCACUUCAUGAAAGAGGGCUCAGCCAGAGCAGAUGCUUAUCAGCCAGGUGUCAAACUGGAGAGAACCCGAUUUGUCUUUGAAAGGGCUUUUUAUAGAGAGAAGGGUACAUAAAGCAGCAAUCUGAUAGAAUAGGUCAAACCAGCUGCUGAAUCGAUGUAGGAGUCGCACAGUAAAUUAUUGCUCACAGUCCUCAUGUUGUGAUGACAUUGAGUUGAAGUACAGAAGGAACAGGUUUGUUCCAAUCGUGUAAUUUCCUUGUGCAUUUAAUUAAUGUGCAAUGCUCCCAGGGCCCAGCUGGUUUGGAACAGCUGGAGUUACAAUCCAAAGCCGAAACAGCAGAGCCAGAC
Molecule: messenger RNA, 4432 nt
Organism: Haliaeetus leucocephalus (bald eagle)
Lineage: Eukaryota; Metazoa; Chordata; Aves; Accipitriformes; Accipitridae
Gene: DYM
Product: dymeclin
Exons: 17
Coding region: 116-2125 (669 amino acids)
Biological process (GO): Golgi organization
Cellular component (GO): Golgi apparatus
Source: RefSeq, a predicted model, not a curated record